This is a messenger RNA of Drechmeria coniospora, 1827 nucleotides long. Its product is annotated as general alpha-glucoside permease. The coding region runs from base 1 to 1827 and encodes 608 amino acids. NCBI's taxonomy places the organism in Eukaryota, Fungi, Ascomycota, Sordariomycetes, Hypocreales, Ophiocordycipitaceae. Gene Ontology annotation, molecular function: sucrose:proton symporter activity. The transcript has a single exon. The record is from RefSeq and is a predicted model, not a curated record. Gene Ontology annotation, cellular component: membrane.
AUGGCCUCCUCAUUGCCGUCCGACGAUGCGGAUGACGCCGGUAGGCUGCCGCCGCCUCGUCCCUGGCCAGGUCAUGGUGACCUCGGCCGAGACCUUGACCGGAUGGACGACCAACACUCGCCCCUCCUCGGCCGCCAUCGGUCCCGCGCAGGCGGCCCUCCAGGUGUCGUCGACGAGACGCAGGCCACCGGGAGCCUCUGGUACAUGACGAUGCUGACCAUCGGCGUCGCCGGGCUGCAGAUUGCCUGGUCCGUCGAGCUGUCCAACGGCUCGCCCUACCUGCUGUCUCUCGGCCUCAGCAAGUCGCUCAUGGCUCUCGUCUGGCUCGCCGGCCCUCUGACAGGCACCAUAGUGGUGCCCUACGUCGGCAUCCUGAGCGACAACUGCCGGUUGCCCUGGGGCAGGCGCAGGCCCUUUAUGGUGGCCGGGUCCGUCGCCACCGUCGCCGGCCUUUUGUUCCUUGCCUGGGUCAAGGAAAUCGUCGGAGGCGUCCUGGCCCUCUUGGGCGCCGAUCCUGCUUCUCGCGGAGUCGAGGUCGCCGUCAUCGUCGCCGCCGUGGCCGGAAUCUACCUCCUGGACGUCGCCAUCAACACGGUCCAGGCCGCCAUCCGAGCCUUCAUCGUCGACUGCGCGCCGGCCCACCAGCAGGAGCUCGCCAACGCCAUGGCCAGCCGACUCACCGGCGUGGGGAACAUCGUGGGCUUCGUUGCCGGAUACGCCAACCUCCCUGCCCACCUGUGGUUCUUCGGCGAUACCCAGUUCAAGGUUCUCUGUGCCAUUGCCUGCAUCGCCCUGACCCUGACGAUAGCCCUGAGCGCCUCCGCCGUGCACGAAAGCGAUCCCCGAGCCGGUGAAAGUCCCGCGACGAGGACGCCUGGCGUUGUCGUCUUUUUCUUCCGAAUCUUCCAGUCCAUCAAGCGCCUUCCACCCCGAACCAAGCGAGUGUGUGAGGUUCAGUUCUGCGCCUGGAUAGGCUUCUUCCCGCUCCUCUUCUACACCUCGUCGUACAUUGGCGAGAUUUAUGUCCAACCCUUUCUGAGGAGAGACCCCCACAUGGCGCCGGCCGAGCUCGACGCGCUGUACGAGGAAGCGACGCGGAUGGGAACCUUUGCCCUGCUCAUCAACGCCAUCGUCAGCCUUUCGACCAACCUUUUUCUCCCGAUCUUCAUCGCACCAACCUCGGCUCAUCCGCAGGUCGCAGCCGGCCCCCGAAGCGGGAGGUUGGAUGCCCUGAAGGCCAACGACGGCAACGACGUCUCGUACUUGGACCGUUUGAAGAUUCCUGGCUUCACCUUGAAGCGAGCUUGGCUUGCCUCUCUUUUCCUCUACGCCGCCGCAAUGUUUUGUGCCCCCUUCGUUGGCUCGGUCGAGGCGGCCACCGCUCUCAUCGGCGUGACGGGCGUUACCUGGGCCAUGGCACUCUGGGCGCCGUGGGCCAUCAUCGGUACCGAGAUUCGUCGACGUGACGCCGCCGAGCGAGCGAGAAGGCUCCGAGUUCGGGGACCGCACCCAGACUCGAGCCUCGACCCCGCCUCCUCCCGCCGUGUUGUCGGACCAGCCGAUGACGGCACCGGAGCAUCGAGCGAGGUGGACCAAGCCGGUGUCAUCUUGGGCAUUCACAACAUGGCGAUUGCCGUGCCGCAGAUUCUCGCCACGGUGGGGUCGAGCGCCGUCUUCAAGAUUUGGCAGAAGCCUCGCGGAACUCCCGGCGACCGCAGCUUCGCCACCGUCAUGGCCCUCGGCGGCGCUUGCGUGCUUGGAGCCUCUUACUUUGCGUCUAAAAUCAACGAUGACGGGCCGGAGGAGAGUGUAGAGGAAGCAGCAUGA